AUGUCCUCGAACGCGCCUCCAUUACCAUCCGUACCCGAUUCCUUAAGCACAGUCGCGAACCGCAACGCGACCAAUUACUCAUCCAUGAACAACCGCUACGGUUCGCCCUACAGCACCGGCUACGGCGGUAUGAACAGCUACAGUUCGCCAUAUUCCAGCAUGGGUGGAGGCUACGGCUCCAUGUACGGCGGUAUGGGCGGAAUGGGAGGCAUGUAUGGGGGCAUGGGGGGCAUGGGCAUGGGUAUGGGUGGCAUGUACGGCGGCAUGGGAGGUAUGCCCGGAGAUCCAAACAGCAGCCUCACACAGUCGUUCAGCCAGAGCACGGCAGCAACGUUCCAAUUGAUUGAGAACAUAGUCGGCGCAUUUGGAGGUUUUGCGCAGAUGUUGCAAAGCACAUAUAUGGCGACACACUCGUCCUUCUUUGCCAUGGUAUCGGUCGCAGAACAGUUCGGAAACCUGCGACAAACACUCGGCUCAGUAUUGGGCAUCUAUACCGUGAUGCGAUGGAUUAGGACUGCCAUUGCAAAACUCACCGGGCGGCCCCUACCAGCCGACGCAACCGCUCUCACACCUGCGAGCUUCGCAGCCUUCAACGGACGUAUGCCUGACGGCUCACCAGCACCCGCGAAACCAUCCAAGAAGCCAUUCAUUGUUUUCAUGCUUGCCGUUUUCGGUCUACCAUACCUCAUGGGCAAACUUAUCAAGGCACUUGCACGAUCACAAGAAGCGGAGGAACAACGAAAGAUGCUGGAGAAUCCUCAAGCCGGUCAACCGCUCGAUCCUAACAAGCUCGAGUUUUGCCGUGCGCUAUACGACUUCACUCCCAACGCCAAUAUGCAAGGCAUGGAUCUGUCAGUAAAGAAGGGGGAUAUGGUUGCUGUACUCAGCAAGAGCGACCCUAUGGGCAAUGCAUCGGAAUGGUGGAAGUGCCGCUCAAGAGACGGGCGCAUGGGUUAUCUACCCGGUAUCUAUUUAGAGACCAUUCAGCGGAAGACACCUGCACAAAUCACGAAUGGAAGCCCAAGCGGAAGCCUAGCUGGCAGCAGAACACAAACGAUGACAAGCAGCAGCGCACCGAAUCGGACUGCUACGAUGGUUGAGAGUAAGGUGUCAGACAAGGUCGGACCCAAGGUUGAGAGCAAAGCGGGCGAUAUGGGUGUGGAGAGUUUCCAGAAGGGCGCAUUCUACUCUUAAUGUUACAGCUAAUUCUGUUAAGCGCUUUCUUUCUGUCAUUGUACUGCGUUCGUAGCGUUCAUCACUGUGCUACAGUAUGAUAUGCAGCGUGUUUGUUUACAACUCGGCUGGAAAAGCUUUGGGUGCGGCGUAUGGCGCGCAAAGAUAUCAUGGGAAUGAGACAUGCUACAUUUGACAAAUACUACACAUGCAAA
Pyrenophora tritici-repentis Pt-1C-BFP is the source of this 1388-nucleotide messenger RNA. RefSeq lists its product as uncharacterized. Lineage: Eukaryota; Fungi; Ascomycota; Dothideomycetes; Pleosporales; Pleosporaceae. Gene Ontology annotation, cellular component: peroxisome; peroxisomal importomer complex; peroxisomal membrane. Gene Ontology annotation, biological process: protein import into peroxisome matrix, docking. The record is from RefSeq and is a predicted model, not a curated record. Gene Ontology annotation, molecular function: protein binding.